Molecule: messenger RNA, 674 nt
Organism: Pyrus x bretschneideri (Chinese white pear)
Lineage: Eukaryota; Viridiplantae; Streptophyta; Magnoliopsida; Rosales; Rosaceae
Exons: 3
Coding region: 104-346 (80 amino acids)
Source: RefSeq, a predicted model, not a curated record
UUCAAUAGUCCCACUUUAAGACAUCUCUCCUCCAUCAGGAUUAGGGUUUAGUGGUUCUUUGUUUUUUCAGCGAUUCAGAGUGAGAAAGGUGUGCGAGAGAAAAAUGUCGAAGAAGAACGAUCUAGCUCGUAGAAAAAGGCAGCAUGAAUUCGAACUCAAAAGGGAGAAAGAAGAAAGGGAAAAGAAGGCAAAGAAGCUUCAGGCAAAGAAGAGCAAGAUGAAAGUUGAUGGUAAUGAGAAGAAAACGAAGGGUGGAGGUUUUAAAGUAGGCAAGAAAAAGUUCAAGACCAAAAUGACGGCGCUGAAUAAGGCUAAAGCCGCCCAAGCAAUGGAGGUUGACAAAUGAGGUUCAGUCGCAAUGGUUAUCUGUGUAUGUUAAGAAGUAUUGAAAGAAAUGGUUAUGAAUUUGCCUUUUUGAUAUUUAUUUUAGGUUUCUCUGAUGUUGUUGGUCAUUGUCACAAUUUUGCUCCUUUGAUUACGAGUACAAUGUCGAAUUUUAGUUGGAAAAUUCGUAUUGUUAGACAAUGCCACAACAUUGUUCUUACCCUGUUUCCAGUGUGUUUGUGGCUUAAUUAAUAGUUAGAAUGCUGACGAUGAUAGAGCAAAGACAUUAAAUGUCUUAUGACAUAUGGCUUGUAUGUUGUAAAAGUGAAGAUUGUGAUUUAGUAUCUUAA